This is a messenger RNA of Microthlaspi erraticum, 990 nucleotides long. Lineage: Eukaryota; Viridiplantae; Streptophyta; Magnoliopsida; Brassicales; Brassicaceae. The record is from the annotation of a GenBank genome assembly.
AUGAACCAAAUCGCCUGUUCAAGCUUCAACGGUCACACCGCCAUUACGUCCCUUAACUAUCUCCGUCCACUGUACGCAGCUCUGCCUCUAAUGUUGGCCGGCACCACCGCAGCCACCACCUCUAGGUCUAUUACUACCACCGGCGUCCGCGAGUUCAGCACUCCAGUUCGUACAUUCAACAAGCUUCAAUUUUCCGCAGCUAGUCAGACGCCACUCACCUCCGGCGCCAUCGCCAUCGUCCGCCACUUCAGUAGCUCACAGUCACCCGGUCUUCCUUUAUACAGCUACCAAAUUAAGCCGCCGACGAACAGGGGAAUUCGGUUUGCGCGGGAGAGCAAGGCGUGCUUGAUUGAUCGUUACGGUAGUCGAAGAUUUUAUGGCAAAGCUGAUUUGAUUCCAAAGGAAUCGAAGAAGAUCACUUGGGUGAUAAAGAAUUUCCCCUCGUUUCAAUCUGAGAGUAUUCAUUCUGAUCCAUUCGUCGUCGGUGGCUGCAAGUGGUCUCUUGAAGCUUCUCCCAUAGGCGAUGAUGAAGAUAAUUACUUGUCUCUGUUUCUGAAAGUCCACGAUUAUGAAUCAUUGCCACCUGGAUGGAGAAGACAUGCAGGAUAUCACCUAACAAUACUAAAUCAUCAAGAUCCGGAUAAAAAUUUGCAACAAGAUUGUGUAAUAAAAGCUUGGUAUAAUGAGAACGCUCACUUCUGGGAUCAUACAUUCAUCCUUCCUCUUGACAAACUUGUGGCCCAAGAUAGCGGAUUUCUAGUUAACGGGGAGCUCAAGAUUGUUGCCAAGAUAGACCUUUUUGAAUCUAUUGGCGUUAGUGUAACUGAAGAAACUACAAUGUCAACAGUGACGGAAACCAAGAAAGUUAAGUUCAUGACAGAUGCGGGGUUGGAGUUGGACUUGGAUUGGUUGCAUAAAGAACUUGCUGAGUUGUUGGAGGAUAUAGAGAAGGAGAAAGCAAAGACGUCGGCUACAAAACCUCCUCGAUGA